AAUUAGAGUAAAGCACAAAGAACGUUGACCUUAAGCAAAUAAGCAAUGGGGAGAUAUACAACAAUUUUCCUUCCCAUUUUGACACUCCUUUACUUUCUUAUCAAAGCCUCACCCCAACUUUCUGACUAUGAACUCCAAUUCCCAUGUAAACCGCCUCAAAAUUUGUAUCCUUUUUGCAAUACAUCUCUUCCUUUUUCAACCAGAUCAAAUUCCCUACUUUCUCUUCUCACUAUCCAUGAAAAAAUCAGUUUCCUUUGCAACAAUUUUACUGGAAUUCCCAGACUAGGAAUCCCACCUUAUGAAUGGUGGUCUGAAUCCCUCCAUGGAAUUGCCACAAAUGGUCCUGGAAUCUCUUUUGAUGGACCCAUUAAAGCAGCCACAAUGUUCCCACAAGUGCUUAAUUCAGCCGCUUCGUUUAAUAAGACUUUGUGGUUUAAAAUUGCUUCUGCGGUUAGUAUUGAAGGAAGGGCAAUGUACAAUUUUGGGCAAGCUGGGUUGACUUUUUGGGCACCCAAUAUUAAUAUUUUUAGGGAUCCUAGAUGGGGUAGAGGACAGGAGACUCCUGGGGAGGACCCACUUGUUGUUUCAUCUUAUGCUGUUGAAUUUGUUAAAGGGUUUCAAGGGGAUUAUGGGUGGAAGGAGGAAGGUUUUGAAAAUGGGGGUUUUAGGAAGAAUAGAGUGUUAGAAGAAGAAGAUGGUGGUGGUUUGUUGAUGCUCUCUGCUUGUUGUAAGCAUUUUACUGCUUAUGAUCUUGAAAAGUGGGGUAAUUUCAGCAGAUAUUCCUUCAAUGCUGUGGUUACGGAGCAAGAUAUGGAGGAUACAUAUCAACCCCCUUUCAAGAACUGUAUCCAAAAAGGUAAAGCAAGCUGCUUAAUGUGCUCUUACAAUAGUGUCAAUGGAGUACCAGCAUGUGCAAGAGGAGAUCUCUUGCAGAAAGUGCGAAGUGAAUGGGGUUUUAAUGGAUAUAUUGCCUCUGAUUGUGAUGCAAUAGCGACAAUCUAUGAAUACCAGUAUUAUGUUCACACAGCCGAAGAUGCAGUUGCUGACGCUCUUAAAGCAGGAGUUGAUAUAAAUUGUGGUACUUACAUGCUUCGCAAUGCCGAGUCUGCGAUUACAAAAGGAAAACUUAAGGAGGAAGAUAUAGACCCUGCUCUUAUAAACCAGUUUACUGUUCUGCUCCGUUUGGGCUUGUUUGAUGGCGAUCCUUUAAAAGGAAAGUUUGGUAGAUUGGGUAAUGGUGAUGUCUGUACUAAAGGGCACCAACAAUUGGCACUUGAAGCAGCAAGGCAGGGCAUAGUACUUCUCAAGAAUAACGACAACUUUUUACCCUUGAACAAGAACCAUGUAUAUUCAUUAGCUGUCAUUGGUCCUGGUGCAAAUUCUACGACCUUCAUCGGGGGCUUGUAUUCAGGAGUUCCGUGCCAUGCGGAAUCCUACUUUGAGGGCUUACAAAGAUACGUUAAGAAGACGACGUAUGUUGGCGGAUGCCUGGACGUGGCUUGUGAGUCUGGUUCAACAUUUGAUGAAGCCCUUAUAGUUGCGGAAGCAUCUGAUUACGUUAUCUUAGUUGUUGGACUGGACUUGACCCAAGAAACUGAAGAUAAAGACCGAGUUACUAUUCUUCUUCCUGGCAAACAGAUGGAACUCGUAUCUCUGGUCGCUUCUGUAAGCAAAAAACCAAUAGUUUUAGUUCUCACUGGUGGUGGACCAUUAGAUGUGUCUUUUGCUGAACAAGAUUCUCGAAUCGCAAGCAUUCUUUGGGUUGGGUAUCCAGGUGAAGCUGGUCCCAAGGCACUAGCUGAAGUAAUCUUCGGAGAUCACAAUCCAGGUGGAAGAUUGCCAAUGACCUGGUAUCCAGAAUCAUUCACCAAGAUACCGAUGAACAUAAUGAAUAUGCGUCCUGAUCCUUCUCACCAAUAUCCUGGAAGGACCCAUCGGUUUUACACCGGGGAGGUUGUGUAUGAGUUUGGACACGGUUUAAGCUACACUAAUUACACAUACAAGCUUUUAUCCGCACCAAAUAAAUUAAACUUGUUCAUGAACACUGGCGCUGGCUUCAGAAAACUGUAUCAGACAAAGGUCGGAGUUGGUUAUGUUCCGACAGAGCUGUUGUCUUGUGAUUCAUUGGUUUUCCAUGUGCAGAUUUCCAUAAUGAAUGUUGGGAAUAAAGAUGGAAGCCAUAUUCUAAUGCUUUACUCGAAAACAUCGACAUCAGUGGAAGGUGCUCCAAGAAAACAGCUCAUUGGGUUUAGCCGUGUCCAUACUUAUGCAGGCGGUUCAACUGACACGAAUGUGAUGGUUGAUCCUUGUGUACAUCUUAGCUUCGCGAAUGAAAAUGGAAAUCGGGUAUUGGCUCUGGGAGAUUAUACCUUAAUUUUGGGAGACCUAGAGCACACAUUAUUGAUUGAUAUGUAAUUGGUAUUGUUUGGUCUUUGUGCAUAUGCAAGUAUAAAAUAAUUUGGAAGUAUCCCACUUUCAUUUAUGUAUCUUUGUAAGAACUUCUCCAAUGAAUUUUCUGUAGAAAUCUCUAAUAUCCAUUGGGCAUGAAUAAACUGAUUGUAUCUUAUAC
Amaranthus tricolor (Joseph's coat) is the source of this 2569-nucleotide messenger RNA. RefSeq names its product probable beta-D-xylosidase 6. The record is from RefSeq and is a predicted model, not a curated record. NCBI's taxonomy places the organism in Eukaryota, Viridiplantae, Streptophyta, Magnoliopsida, Caryophyllales, Amaranthaceae. The transcript has 6 exons. Gene Ontology annotation, molecular function: xylan 1,4-beta-xylosidase activity; alpha-L-arabinofuranosidase activity. The coding region runs from base 46 to 2415 and encodes 789 amino acids. Gene Ontology annotation, cellular component: plant-type cell wall. Gene Ontology annotation, biological process: arabinan catabolic process; xylan catabolic process.